AUGGCGGCACAGCCCCGCCUAACGGCCGCCGGCCCUUCUACGCAUGCGCGGAGCAAGGCCACGGUCAAGGGCAGGGCCGUGAAGUCGGCGAUAGAGGAGUACCGCAAGAAGAAAGCGGUGGAUCACCUGAAAACAAACCUGCUGUACAUGACAAAGGGACGGUAUAUUGCAGACAAAGCUGUUACACAGCAAGUUCUUGCCCAAAACAGCGGCAGGAAGUCCAAAGAUCGACCUCCAGAGAAGAAGGAAAAGAAGAAGUCUGAAGGCACUGUCUUCACUGAAGAAGAUUUCCGUAAAUUUGAGAGAGAAUACUUUGGGACAGCGUAAACAAUGUGUCGGGGGUUCUUGCAGCUCCGGACUGUGCAGCUUAGUGUU
Tinamus guttatus (white-throated tinamou) is the source of this 375-nucleotide messenger RNA. The record is from RefSeq and is a predicted model, not a curated record. Lineage: Eukaryota; Metazoa; Chordata; Aves; Tinamiformes; Tinamidae.